UUGUUUACUUUUAUACUAUAGCAUUUCAGGCUUCAGCGUAAAAAAAAACAACUAAAGAGAAGCUACUUUUUUGAUUUUAAGACUUAGAUCGGCACUGGGAUUUUGAGUUGAUUUUUCUUAAAAGGUCGAAGAUCAAGUGAUACACGAAGAUUUCUAAAAUAGUAUAAUUAUGACAUUUGACACAUCUUGGGAUGUUGAUAAAUACAGAUCUGAACAUGAAUAUGAAGAUCAUUGGCAGUUUAGGCGUCAGUUUUUAGUUGCUCAUCAAGACAAAUUUCCCGAAGAUCGAUUAGUGUGUUUAGCCCAAGUCUUUUUUAACAUUGAGUUCUUAGGAUGCCAAUACCCUAAAAAAGUCAUGGAUCUUAUUGAAACAUUAUCUGAAGGUUUAGCUGAUGACUUAAGAGAAAAACGUAAAGGAAAAUUACAAAGAACCUUUGUUGCAGCCUCAGAUGCUGCCGAAGCUAAAGCUAAACGCUGAAAUUAUGAUGAAAUCAUGUAUGUCUGAUCAGUAUCACCCGAAUAAAUUACAAAUUCCAAUAUAAUUAUUUAUAUGUUUAUUAUUACUGUACUAUUAAAAAUGAUAAAACUAAUGGAUUUAAAAUGAAAAAUUAUUUAUCAAUUCAAAUGAUUUACUUGAUUUGGCGGUUUCAUAUUCUGAAAUGGUGUUGCAACAUAUCAUUGUGUGCAUUAUGAUCAAUUAAUUGUGUAAAAUUUUUUUUUUCUAAUAAAUUGAAGACUCAUAAUAAUAGGUAUGUAAUAUAAUUACAAUUUGUAUUUCAAA
Metopolophium dirhodum (rose-grain aphid) is the source of this 781-nucleotide messenger RNA. Its product is annotated as partner of xrn-2 protein 1-like. Lineage: Eukaryota; Metazoa; Arthropoda; Insecta; Hemiptera; Aphididae. The record is from RefSeq and is a predicted model, not a curated record. The coding region runs from base 170 to 478 and encodes 102 amino acids. The transcript has 4 exons.